UUCACGAGCAUAUCGUAAAGGACCCGCGAAGACAACACGCUGAUGUUUGUUUACUCCUGAAUAGUCAAGAAAUAUGACCGUUUGAGUAAUAUUAUUGAAUGAAUUACCUUGAUUUAACAAAAUGUCAGAAAAAGCAAGUCUGAAGAAAGAAACCAAAAAAGAAAUACGCGCUGUUUUGCUAUCCACACCAAAAGGUCUCUCAGCCAGAGAAGUCUUGGCCGAUUACAGAAAUUUUCAGGGAAGACCUCUUCCAUUUCGUGAACUCGGCUAUAACAGCGCGGAAGAUUUUUUCAGAGACAUCCCAGAUGUUUGCACACUCGACUGGGUCCAUGGUGAGCUUGUGUUGCGAGGAGUUGCAGACGAGAGCACGAAACAUAUUGAAAGAUUGGUAUCACGACAAGUUGCCAAGAAGUCGAAACGGCCGUCGAGGCGCCCUCCGCCGCGUCGUCCUCCACGACCACCACAACAACCCACAGUCCCACCUUUCCUGCGGGUAAGGAUUAGGGAACUGUUGACUUCAUACCCAAGUGGUUUAUUGGGUUCCAGCUUUGGACAUGCAUUUCUAAAACGAUUUGGUCAGAAUUUGCCUUACAAUCGGCGUGGUUUUAAGUCUAUAAGUGACCUUCUGCGAUCCAUACCUGAUAUUGUGGACAUUGAAGAAUUGAGGGGUGGAGGGUUCCGAUUACAUGCGAAGACUAGCAGACUGUCCACUGCAAACAGAAAUGAAGCACCUAGCAGUUAUAGUAGAUAUCAAGGCACCACUCACCGACUGUCUCUUAGCUCAGAAAAUGAAGAUGACAGUAUCUCACAGUUUGAUGAACCACCAGAUGAGGAUGAUGGAAUGAACGAACAAUUCAAAAAGGAGCUUAGAGAGGUCAUUAGUCGCAGGAAAAAUGGUAUGUGGGCAGCAAGGCUUCCUUUUGAAUUCAAGCAAGUCCACAAUAAAGAGCUUUCAUGCAAAGAGUAUGGGUUUGCCAGUGUGAUAGAGCUUGUGUCCUCUCUCCCAGAUAUUUUUACCAUUGAGCGACCAAACCCACAGGGCGACUGGCUGCUAUAUGAUGCACAGACUUGGAAACCCAAGAGUCCAUCAAAUAAAGUGCCUGAAUCUGCUCAACCAAAGUCAUCAGUUGGCACCAAGCCAGAGAUUGACCCAAAUAUCAAAGAAGCUGUGAGACAGGUGCUUCUGGCAAAUCCAGAUGGAGUGUCCUACUUUUCACUACCAGAAGUUUAUAAGGAGCUGGUGGGAGAAGACCUGCCCAUCCAAGAAAUGGGGUUCUGUGAUUUAGAAUCAUUAGUGUUGGAUCUCACAGACGUGAUCCACAUGCAGCACAAGGGAGAGGGCCAGGUGUUGCUCUUUGCCGCAGAUCCCUCGGAAUUGCCUGGCAGAAAAGUUACAGACUUUCUCAAGCAACAUAGGGCAGAGAAGGAAAGCAUACAAGGGUCCAUUCCCAGGUCUCUGAGUAGGAAAGGCAUCCCCCCAGAUGCUGUGGGUCCAGGGGCUUGUUACACCAGGCAGGUGAUGCCCCAGCCCUCACCAGCUAACCCACAGCCAUACCUGGAGGUGUAUGUGUCCAAUGUAGUCAAUCCUGGACGGUUCUGGCUCAUGUUGAAAGGGGACCACACCACCUUGGCUCUGGAGGAGUUGAUGGAUAGACUGGAGGAAGUUUAUUAUGGACAGGAAGGUGAUCGUUAUGCUUUACCAGAAUCUCUCAUAGCCAUAGGUCAGCCAUGCGUUGCCAUCUUUCCUGAAGACCAAAACUGGCAUCGUGUCUCAAUUACAGGGAUUCCUAAUAUAGAUUUUGUUGAGGUUUAUUAUGUGGAUUAUGGAAAUACCUGCUGUGUUCCAAAGUCAUCUCUGAAAAUGCUCAAAACUCGCUUCUUGAAGCUUCCAGCUCAGGCAAUUAGGGCAAGGCUGUCCAAUAUAAGACCCACAGACAAGAAUGGAUGGUCUAAAAAGUCAACUAACAGAAUGCUGAAGCUUUGUGUCAACAAACUGUUGGUAGCCCUAGAAACACCUUCAGUGAACAAUGUGUGCUCUGUGUGCCUAUGUGAUACCUCAGAUCCAAACCAAGACGUCCACAUCAAUGAUGUCCUCUGUGCGGAAGGUUUGGCUGAAUUUUGGCCAGAUGACGAAGACCUUGUCCCAAAUACUGAUCCCCCUGUCUCUGAUCAGCCUAUUUUACCACCUGAUCUGUCUGCCUUCCCUCAGCCUACCAUACAGUCUGAGGCCAUAACAGCAGAGGAAGCUGUUGCUCAUCACGCAUCUGAUACUGGUCCAGCAAACUUGUUAGUUGAAAGUGUCACUGAAUUAGCCCAGUUGACUAAGGAGUGUGCUGAAAAUGCUGAAGGUGACACAGAUGAAGAAAGUGAUGUUGAUGAGGACCUUAUCCCAAGAUGUGUGAAAUUUAUUGAGUUAACAGAGGUGCACAGCAUGCACUUGAUAUGCUAUCAAGACAAAGGUUAUGUGACAAGUGCGGAAAUAUCCAGCUAUCUCUGGGAGAAGGAUAUAUUGAGGUCUUCCUUAAGACACACAAAGACUGGUGCUGAAAUAAAGAAAGUGGUUCUUGCUCAAGAUGAUGAGCCGGAGUUAUUUGAGGAAUUGAAAGAGUAUGAAGUCCCUGGCAUUGUUGUUGAAGGUGUAAUGAAAUCUCACAUCACACUCUAUGAGCUUGAUAGUGUAUUAACAAUCCUGGAUACCUUGGAGUGCCAGGAAGGGGACCUCCUAGAUGCCAUCAGUGAGCAGAUUAAAGCCUUUGAUCCUGAAGACCCUUACUGGCAGGGGGAAGAUAGUGAUGAGGAAGAGGAUGACAGCUCUAGCGCCAGUGACAGUUUAAAAUCUGCAGGCAAUCCACUGAAUUUAGAAGAGCUCAACCUUGCUGUGAAGGCAUUACAGUUUAGAAGACAGAGAAUAAUUGAUAGUAUGGUGGCUGGAGGAAAAAGUCAUGCAGUGGACGAGUUGGAUCAAGUGGAGGCCAGGAUUGUGAAGAUUAAUCAAAUGAUCAAGGAUUUGUGCAGUAAAGAUGCUGCUGACCAAGGAAAAGGGGUGUUGACUGAGGAACAACUGAUAAACACUUUAAUGGAACAGCAGUAUCAAAUGCCAGCAGACUCGGGGAAAAAUCAGGGAAUAAUACAACCAAAGCCAAGUGGACCUAAACAUUUGAAAUCUGAGCCAAGAACCAACAUAGUUUCCCCAAUCAGGGUCGUUCCCAGUCGCCCAAUCCAGAACUUGACUAUCCCUCCCAGCAGUCAACCCGUCACCAACAACAUGGCAGUGGCAUCAACAUCAUUAACACCUCAACAACAACAACAAUUGAUGUUACAAUACCAGACAAUGUUGAUGACCCAACCACAUUUUCUGCAGACUCCACUAAUAUCUCUUGGACCAAUGCAGCAACAACAGAGUCAGACCACAGCUGCAGCUCAUGCUACUCUGCAUACAAACUUUGUUGCGCCUCAAACUUCCACAUAUCGGUUGACUGCACCAGCGUAUCACCAUGCAGCACCUCAGUUACCACCUUUGUCCACCCAAACCUUGCCAAAUCGUUUGGCUACUCCUGUGCCAAAUACUAACUUCCUGGCACCCCAGAUGCCGUCAUUAUUUCUACAAGGAGCUCCUCAGUGGCAGGCGGUCCCUGGAGUAGGUGGACAAAACAUGCUAGGAAAUCUUGGAGAUAUAACGGCCAUGAUGUCUCAAAUGGACUUCGGUGAUAGAACGUACCAACUGGGAUAUGGAACCACAGUGGAUCAAAAUACUGGACUGCACAAGACGUAUAAGAAUUUUCCAGAAUGAAUUCCCAAGUAAUAUGGUAGGGCUUUCUGUAAGUAAAGAGUACAAAUUGCCUAUCGGUGUUGGAUAGAGAAAUAUAUACAGAAGUGCUGUAUUUUUCUGAUAAGGAUAAUUGUCUACACCUCCUUAUUUCUGGUGCUAAUUAGAAUGAUUUGUCCCAGCAGGACAGCUGGUUGAUUUCAGAAAACCUUACUUUUUAGACUUUAUGUUAGCAUGUUAAUUAUAUAUGAUAAAAAUGGUAGAGAUAAUAGAUGUUAGUAUUUAGUUAAUUCGUAUGAAAAUUUAAGGCAACAAAACAAAAAUACCAAAGAGUUGGAAGUGCAAUUUUCCCCACUUUUGGUGCAACAUUCUUUUUUAGUAGCAUUUGUUGCCGUGCCUACUUACAUUAUCUCAGGAAGUUUUUUUUCAUUAAGAUGAUAUUAAGAUAUAGUAACUUUUUACUUUGUAGACAAACAUUUUUUUAAUUCAUUACUUGGCCAUGUUAGCUACGUAUCUAAGUUUUUAAAUUCUUUAGUUGGCCAUGUUAUCUACAUAGGAUUUAAUUUUAAUAAUGGUAUGUUUAGUGUGGGCUUCAGGUCGGUGAAUUGCAGAUAAAGAAUUUACUAAUUGAUGGCCAUUUCAUGACCUAAUUUUGAUUUUAAUUUGAGAUAGUUAAUAAAAGUUUCACAUGUUGAUUGUAAUAUGCCAAAUGUCAUGCCAAAACUGAAAGUUUGAAGUCUUCACUGAACUUUUCAAAAACUGAAGUUGGUUAGAAAAGUACCAUGAUGUUUCUAAAGAAAGGUGUUAAAGGUCACAUUUAAUAUUGUUCCUGUUAUUACUUCAAUUGUAAAUGUUGAUUUUUUUACGUUACCAAGGUCAGUAUUUAGUCAAAGUCAUUGUAUGAGUGUUAUUAAUAAGGUGCUGUAUUGCAAUCAUGAACAAGUCCAUAUUGUAUAGUACUGUGAAAGGUGCACAAUAAUGACUAGUGUGUGAGAGCAAUUACUUGACUGUUCAAAGAAUAAUUCUUUUUAUAUACUGGAAUAGGGGCAUCAUCAAGCUUAAGAAAUAACUGUAAUGAAGGUUCUUGCAAGCAUCAUGUACUCCUAAUCCUUUAAAUAAAUAUUUUUUCUACUUAAA
Molecule: messenger RNA, 4903 nt
Organism: Lingula anatina
Lineage: Eukaryota; Metazoa; Brachiopoda; Lingulata; Lingulida; Lingulidae
Product: tudor domain-containing protein 5
Source: RefSeq, a predicted model, not a curated record